GGUUCGGUUACGGACUUGUCGAGAAGCGAAAUAAUUGAAUUCUGCUUUCCUUAGCAAUCAGAUGACAUGGUUUGACAUUUUUGGCUGAAAACAAGCUUUUGGUGGGAUAAUCUAGUUACGGAUCGGUGAAAGCAUAUAAAUUGUCGUUGGAUCUUUAAAGUAGGCAGAUGAGAAAACCAACUCAGAAAUGGCUGAUCCACUGUUUCAGCACUGGUUUCAUGGUCGUAUAACUCGUAUAGAAGCAGAAGAGAUUCUGGCACGUAAUGGCAAGAAAGAUGGGUUAUAUCUGUUGCGUGAAAGUACUGCUUCAGCAGGAAGCUAUGCUCUUUCCAUGUGCCAUAACAACAAGAUUAUUCAUUAUCAUAUUCAACGGCAUUCUGAUGGUACAGUUGCCAUAGAAGAUGGUAAGAAGUUCCCAGGACCUGUGGAACUAAUACAUCAUCAUCGCACUUGCCUGGAUGGGCUUUUAGCAAGGCUGACUGAACCAUGUAAUAGGCUUCCAGGGGUACCACCAAAAACAUACUCUGGUGCUAAUCAGGAACACAUCAAAGAUGCGGCUAUUGCUGCAAUGGCAUCAAUGGGAAUACAGGAUGGAGAUGAAACCACUGCAACUUUGAUGAGAGCUAAGUUGGAGAGUGCAAUAGGUUCAGUUUUGCACAAAAAUCAAAUCUGGUUUCAUGGAGUAAUUUCACGUGAGGAAGCUGAAAGAAGGCUUGCUACAUUAGGAUGCCUAAAUGGGAUGUUCCUUAUCCGUGAAAGGGAUCCAGGAUAUGUGCUUGGUUUGUGUUACGAGGGCUCAGUAGUCCAUUACUUGUUCGACAUUGACCAGCAAGAAAGAUUAUCGAUAAAAUCAGGUCCAAAAUUUGACAACCUGAUGUUAGCUGUGGAUCAUUACUCUCAGCGAGAAGAUGGUCUUCUCUGUAAGUUAAACGAGCCCUGUAGCAUGGAACUUUUUGAAACUGGAAGAAGGAUUUCCAUGGGUGCACGACCACCAAGUGUCUCUGAUCCAGAACCAAGAAUAGUUACUGGCAACAGACCACCUAGUAGAUCAUUCAACGACUCUUCUCCAUUUGCAGGAAACCCGUUUCUUCAGGGUAGAACUACCAAUGUCCCAGACCUUCUGCAUGGAGUUCCCAGAUCUCCACCAAGGAACCCACCUCCUCCUCUUCCCAGUGUCCCUCCUCCAGAAUCUAACAGAAAUUCUGGCCCUCCACGACUGCCCCCCAGACCUUCCCCAGCCUUACCUGUCAGCCCAAGAGGAAGAGGUGCACAACCCCCACCAAGCCCAUUUUUUAAGGAGAGAAAAUCGCCAGCGUCACCAACACCAUCAGCAGCAGCAGCAGCAGGUGCUUCUGGAGGUGCAGCAUUUGAGGCGAUAUAUGACAGCAUCAAAAUGAAGAAAAGCUCCUUUUACUUCAAUCAGUUUAAAGAUAUGCAAGCAAGAAAGCUCAAGAGUGAAAACUUGAGACUUGAAAGAGAACUAGGCCACGGAAAUUUUGGCUCAGUUCUUAAGGGAGAGUACACAAAGCCAAAUGGGGAGAAGAUUCCAGUGGCUGUUAAGAAACUUAAAUCUGAAGAAAUGAAUAAUCCACAAUCUGAAAUUAUGCAUGAAGCAGAAGUCAUGAUGAAGUUGGAUCACCCAAAUAUUGUUAGAAUAAUAGGUAUUUGUAAAGACACAACAGUUAUGCUAGUGAUGGAACUUGCUCCUGAAGGUCCCUUACACAAAUAUCUCAAAAAACACAAGUCUUUGCCGAUGUUCAAAAUUUUUAUUAUAAUGUUGCAAGUUGCCGAGGGAAUGCAGUAUCUCGAAAACAUGCAGUUUGUGCACAGAGACCUCGCUGCCAGAAAUAUUUUAGUUGUUAAUGAAGACUUCGUCAAGAUCAGUGACUUCGGAAUGUCUCGUGCAAUGGGAGCGGGAAGUGAUUAUUAUAAGGCUGGUAAACCGGGAAAAUGGCCUCUAAAGUGGUAUGCUCCAGAGUGUAUUUACUACCGGAAGUUUAGCAGCAAAAGUGAUGUGUGGAGUUACGGUGUCACGCUAUGGGAGGCCACAUCGUAUGGGAAGAAACCAUAUGAGGGACUCAACGGACAGGUAAUUUUGGAGAAGAUAGAAGCUGGUUACAGACUACAAUGUCCAGAAAAUGUGCCACCAAACGUGUAUGAAGUGAUGAGAAGUUGUUGGGAGUACAGAGAGGAGAGAAGGCCAACGUUCCAGUCCCUGGCUCAACAGCUGGCCGACGCAUUAAUGGAAUUGAAGAACACUGAAGAAUACCAAACACAGUACCUGGUGUGAUGAAUCUUGCUGCAUUUGAAUUCCAUGUGUUUUAUUAAAAUUGCUAUUCUUGGCAAUGCAGAUAGAUUCGAAAUGAUUAUUGUUACUAACAUGAAAUUAUAGAGACUUCUUUUUGAUUGCGUAAUGCUAUGACAAAUCCAGUCACCUUCUAUGACGUUAUUUUGAGUUAUGACUCGCUUUCGUAAGGGAAUUUCAAGUGCAGUCAUUUUAAUUCAUGUCGUGCUAUGUCAUGUAACCAUGUCAUGUUCUGUUAAGUAGUGUCAAAAUCUUAUAAUUAGUCAAUUAUGGCUGCGACGGUUGAUACACCAUCUUGAAUAUUUUGUGGCAUAUCACUACUCAGCUGAGUACAAUUAUGAAUAUUUAGUUUAUUUGCUUGAUUGCGACUAUGAGUUCUUUUUAAACAGAUUCCUAUCCAUCCUAGUUUCGUAUCGGUACAAAUUACUUGUAGCUAGAUAGGAAGAGAAUUACAUCAAGAAUUGAUCGCCAUCUGGGGUGCUUUUGCUCCGGCAAAAUCUGUUUAACAGUGCUUUACUCCGUUCAGAGAAUUUUGCCUUUUCACUACCACGGAGAAAAUACUAGAAAACUUCUUUAUUCUCAAAACCUGUCUCUUUUCAAGGUUUUGAAAAUCAAUUGAAUGUCAUUAUUAUUAGCUUUGUUUUAUUUCGUUAUGUUAUUGGUCAAGGAAAUUUGGUCGCCUGCGUGUUCCUGCGCUUCGGACCAGUUCGUUGGUUUCUCGUGAUCUUUUCUUUGAUCUGAUUGGCUGUUGUAAACUUUUGGUUUGGUAUUACGGCAGUCAGUCAAAAUACACUAAAUUGUGAGGAUAAGUUACUUAAUGCUCUCCUCUGGAAGUCAGUUUUGAAAUGAGGUUUGCGGUUACCAUGGCAGUGGUAGCCAUGGUAUUAUAACCAUACGUUGGCUUUAUCAUAACAUAGAGUUUCUACAUAAACUCAGUUUCUCUGCAAAUACCUUUAGUAUAAUUAUUUGUUAUUUAUGCAGCCUUUUCUGGCUGUAAACUUUUUUAUUUUAAGGCUUGUAAUUUGUUGACGUUUUUUCUAUGUUCUGAAGAGAAGGUAAAGGAUGGCACUUUGUUUGAGUGGUAGAGGAAAUUCUCGAUUAAUUAAUACUGUAUUUUUUUCAGUUGUAUUUAAAAUUUUUUUAGAGCGAAUCAGUCAUAGAUUUGAA
This is a messenger RNA of Pocillopora verrucosa, 3472 nucleotides long. Its product is annotated as tyrosine-protein kinase SYK-like. Gene Ontology annotation, molecular function: protein tyrosine kinase activity; ATP binding. The record is from RefSeq and is a predicted model, not a curated record. NCBI's taxonomy places the organism in Eukaryota, Metazoa, Cnidaria, Anthozoa, Scleractinia, Pocilloporidae. Gene Ontology annotation, biological process: protein phosphorylation.